Messenger RNA from Eimeria necatrix, 3321 nucleotides. RefSeq lists its product as hypothetical. Lineage: Eukaryota; Apicomplexa; Conoidasida; Eucoccidiorida; Eimeriidae. The record is from RefSeq and is a predicted model, not a curated record. The transcript is spliced from 3 exons. The coding region runs from base 1 to 3321 and encodes 1106 amino acids.
AUGAUCACCUCUCAGCUUUCCCGCGAGAUAUUUGCCUUGAACUUGAAAUGGCAAAAGUCUUUGGAGUUUUCUGCAGAUGGCUCUUUGCCUGGAGCCUCUGAAGAAGGCACACUUGAGGCAAUUGCAGCGGGACUGCAGGCUUGUGCAAAAGAAAUUCAAGAAAAAUGGAGUGUGGAGUUCGCCCUCGCCAAAGACGGGCAGGGCUGGGGGCCCUCCCAAGACGCUGCAGCAGCAGCUCUCACUCAGGCUCUCCUGGGCAAGGAAGGCUUGCUGGGAACUGUUGCUGCUGCUGCGCUGCAGAAGGGGCCGCAGCAAGUGACCCUCAAGAAGCUCGCGCUGGACCUUUGCCGCACAUUUGUCUCACUUGAACUCCCAGCUGCUGCCUCUGUGGGCUCUGAGACCCUCGCGGAGCUAACAGAAAGCUGUCUCAGCGCUGCAGCUGUGGACCCGGCCCACAAGGUCAAGCAGGCGGCGCUGAGGCUCCUGCGGGCGGCCUUUGCUCCUGAGACAAGUGGGGGCCCCUGGGGGCCCCCCUGGACUGCACUGCCUCUGCCUGCUGCUGCGCUGCAGCACAUGCUGCGCCGCCUAGCAGCAGAACUCAGCUGCAGCGACAAGCGGGCGGGCUCUACAGUCCGCGCCGAGCUUUUGCUGCUCUUGGCUGCGCUGCUGAGCCGCCUAAGGGACUACCCCGAGCUGACUGGCCCCUGGCUGCUGCCAGUACUGCAGCAAAUCACCUGCCGCCUGGGGGCCCCAGAAGGGAAGCUCAGCGCAUCCCCCACGGAGGCCUUGGGGGCCCUGGAGGCGCUGCAGCAGCUGCUGCACAGCCACAAGACCCUGGGGGCCCUUUUGCCUGCAGAGGUGUGGGGCCGCGUCUAUGCCUACGCCGUGACUUUGGGGGCCCCCGAAGGCCAGGAGAGAGGCCAGGGGGGCCCCCCAGGGGGCCCCCAAGGAAGUGCGAAGUCAUACCAGCAGCAGCUGCUGCAGCCUGCUGCCUUGGACCUCCUGGCCGCCGGGGCAGAGACCUUUGCUCCUUUUCUAGACAAAGACAUUUCCCAGGAGUUUGCUGCUGCAUUGGAGGCGACAGGGGAGGGGGAGCUUCCCCCAAACAAGCUAGGGGGGCCUGCCUCCUGCGAAACCAGCAGCAGCAGCAGCAGCAGCAGCAGCAGCAAGCAGUGCAGCAGACGGGGCACCCUGCUAGAUCGACUGCUUGGCUUAGCCGCCUCGCCUCAAGUCUCUGUUGCAAAUGCAGCAAGGCGGGCCCUAGCCCGCAUAAUGCGGUGCCUGUGUGGCUCUGUGGCCAUGGGGGCGGCAGGAGCAGCAGCAGCAGCAGCAGGAGCAGCAGCAGCAGCAGCGGGAAGCAGCAGCAUCUGCGGCAGCAGGAGCAGCUGCGACGAGAAACUAAACAGGCCCUUGCUGCUGUGCACUGUCCCGCUGCAGCUCUUUGGGGCCCGCCUUGUCUCUGAACUCUGCAGCGCCAGUUUGCUGCCAGCAACAGAGGCUGCGUCUCAGCCUGAAAGUUGGUGGCAGCAGCAGGGCUGCAGGGCGCUGCUCGUGCCCCACUACAUAGGCAUGCUAUCUGCUGCAGAGCAGCAGCAGCAGCAGCAGCAGCAGCAAGGGUUUGCUGCUGCUAGGGCCUGCCUCCUUCUGGCGAGCGCUGGCUGCGGCCCCGCCUGGCAGCAGCUCCAUGGCCCAUCUGUGGCGAAGCAAACUCUUCACUUUCUGUCUUCUGCUGGGGAGACAUUGUGUUUGCUGCUGGGGGAAAAAGAUGUUUCUUUUGCUGCUUUUCCGGCUGCUCCUGCAGCAGCAGCAGCAAAAGCUGCUGCUGCUGUUGGGGGGUCAACUGCCGGCUCCGCGCUUUCAGAGGAAACAGCCGACGCCAAACGCCGCCGCAUCUCUCCCGAGGCGCAGCAGCAGCAGCAGCAGCAGCAGCAGCAGCAAGAGCCUGCGGGCGAAGUGCAUCCCCCAGAGGAGCUGCCUGAUUUGCCUGUAGAAGAGUCCCAGAGCAGCAAAGUCGAGAAAGUACUGCUGCUGCCUGCUUCUUUCUGCAGACUUAUAGAGAAUAUUUCUGUUUCCUUAUUUAAGCUGCAUGCAGAGGCCGGGGCCCUCCCGCGGGCUUUGCUGCCAAAAGCUGCUGCAGCUCUCGGAGCCGCGCUGCGGGCUUUGUUGCGGGCAGCAGCAGCAGAGACCGCCGCUGCAGCAGCAGCAGCUGCUGCUGCUCUGCAGGGCGCAGGCGACGCGCAGCCCUUCGAAGCAACGGAGACAGACACGGGAGAAGACCGGAAGCAAAGCCAGCUGGCGGAAGCAAAAGAAGCAGCAGCAGCAGCAGAGACAGAAAGCCUCAAGGCAGGAGGAGCAGCAGCUGCUGCUGCGAAAAGUCUCAUCAACCAAACGCUGCUGCUGGCCCUCAGCGAAGCAGCAGCUCUGCAGCCGCCGCCCGCUGUUUCCGUUGCGGGCCUCUGGCGUGCCAUUCUGGGGCUGCCGGGAGAAGCAAACCGCAGCAGCAGCAGCAGCAGCAGCAGCAGCAGCAGGGAGGCUGGUUCUUUGGGGAAGAGGAUGAGAGACUCUGGGGGGGAGCAGCAAACAGAUCCAGGAAGCAAUGAAGUCCGGGAUGCUGCAGCUGCGGCUGCUUGGCUGCUGCCUCUUAGCCGAAUUUUGCUGGAGUCCUUUUAUUCCUUUUUUGCCUUAGGCCUGGAGUCCUCAGGAAGCAAAAAGGCAAAUGCAAAUCUGCUGCCGGCCUUGGGGCCUCUCUUUGCGCAAGCUUUGCUGCUGCUGCCUGCAGAAGCAGCAGACGGCGAAGCAGCAGCCAGCUGCUUCCUCUUUCAGCUGCAAGCUGCGUCGCUGCCAGCGACCUGCAGCAGCGCGGGCGCCUCCUCUUUGCUGCUGCAGCGGGGAGGCGCUGCUGCUGCAGCUGCUACAGAGCAGCGCAGCAGCAGCAUCACGGAGGCAGGCGCUGCUGAGGGCCUGCUGUCCCUGGCCUUGAGCUCAGUAGAGAGUUUGUCUCUUAAGGAGCUGCUGCAGCGGCUGGCAAUCUGCUUUUGCUGCACUUUCUCAGCUGCUUCUGCUUCGCGCCGGCUGCUCUGUGACCACUGGUCAGUUACCCCUGCAGUUGCCUUCCUGGGGGGCUGUGGGGCCCCACACAGCCCCGCAUGCAUGCAGAGAGUGCCACUUCACAAACAGACACACAAAAGAGAGGGGAAGAUUGCUGCAGCGCAGCGCAGCAGCAGCUCGAGCUGCUGCGCAGCUGGGCAGGCCGCUUUAGAGGCAAGAGAGCUGCUGCUGCUGUCCUUCUUGAGCGCCCCUCCCGUUGCUGCUGCCCCUUGA